AUGGGCAAAUCCCAGAGCAAGCUCACCCAACAGGAGCUGAGCGAUCUCCAGAAAGCCACCCACUUCGACAAGAAAGAGUUACAGCAAUGGUACAAGGGCUUCCUAAAGGACUGUCCUUCGGGGAUGCUCACCAAGGAGGAGUUCCAAAAGAUCUACAAACAAUUUUUCCCGUUCGGUGACCCGUCGUCGUUCGCCGACUAUGUUUUCAACGUCUUUGACGCCGACAAAUCGGGCUCGAUCGACUUCAAGGAGUUUAUCUGCGCGCUGAGCGUCACGAGUAGAGGAAAGAUGGAGGACAAGCUAGACUGGGCGUUCCAGCUGUAUGACAUCGACGGCGACGGCAAGAUCAGCUACGACGAGAUGCUGGCGAUUGUGGAGGCCAUAUACAAGAUGGUCGGCUCCAUGGUCAAGCUUCCGGAGGACGAGGACACGCCGGAGAAGCGCGUGCGCAAGAUUUUCCGCAUGAUGGACAAGGACGAGAACGGCAGCUUGGACAUGGCCGAAUUCAAGGAGGGCUCCAAGCGCGAUGAGACGAUUGUGUCGGCGCUGUCCUUGUACGACGGGCUCGUGUGA
Lasiodiplodia theobromae is the source of this 573-nucleotide messenger RNA. RefSeq names its product Neuronal calcium sensor. Bases 1 to 573 code for a protein of 190 amino acids. Gene Ontology annotation, molecular function: calcium ion binding. Gene Ontology annotation, cellular component: intracellular membrane-bounded organelle; membrane; cytosol. The record is from RefSeq and is a predicted model, not a curated record. Lineage: Eukaryota; Fungi; Ascomycota; Dothideomycetes; Botryosphaeriales; Botryosphaeriaceae. The transcript is spliced from 4 exons.